Messenger RNA from Lampris incognitus (smalleye Pacific opah), 657 nucleotides. RefSeq names its product gonadal somatic cell derived factor (gene gsdf). The record is from RefSeq and is a predicted model, not a curated record. Lineage: Eukaryota; Metazoa; Chordata; Actinopteri; Lampriformes; Lampridae. Gene Ontology annotation, biological process: BMP signaling pathway; SMAD protein signal transduction. Gene Ontology annotation, molecular function: growth factor activity; cytokine activity. The transcript has 5 exons. Bases 1 to 657 code for a protein of 218 amino acids. Gene Ontology annotation, cellular component: extracellular region.
AUGUCUGCUCCAUCUUUUAUCAUGAUAGCCCUCCUGAGCUCCUCUGUGGCAAUGGCGUUCGUCUUGCAUCCUUCUGAAGAAGAACCUGUAACACCUGCUAGUCCUGCUGUUGCCAGGAAGGACAGGUGUCAGGGAAAGUUACUGCCCUCCAUCAGGAAGGAGCUUCUUGGGGCUCUCACCCUGCAGAAUGAACCCCGGAUGCCUGCUGGGGGGCUGGCCACUAUCAGAGAACAGUGGAUGGCAACUUCCAGCAGCAUUACCAGAAGAGCCAAGAGAAGUGCAGUUCCUCCAACAGUAGGUCCCUCUGUGGCAUCUGGAGUUGGCAACAACACUGACCCACAAUGCUGUCAUUUCACCUGCCAGAUCUUCUUGAAAGAUUUGGGCUGGGACAAUUGGGUAAUCUACCCUGAGAGCUUCACCUUUGUCCAGUGUACAGCCUUCAAUCCUCUGCUGGACAUGAAGACUUUUCUCUGUCCAUUGCAAUCCCCCAGUGUGAAUGAAACACUCUUACAGAAACCAUGCUGCCAGCCCACCGUCCAGGAUAUGGUGCCUAUCCUCUACAUGGAUGAACUCAGUAAUGUGGUCAUAUCCGAUAUGCAGCUGACUCGGGCAUGUGGCUGUAGCCCAACCGACCCCCAGCAGCUGAAGGAAGAGUAA